Messenger RNA from Stegastes partitus (bicolor damselfish), 901 nucleotides. RefSeq names its product dynein axonemal assembly factor 6 (gene dnaaf6). NCBI's taxonomy places the organism in Eukaryota, Metazoa, Chordata, Actinopteri, Pomacentridae. Gene Ontology annotation, cellular component: cytoplasm. Gene Ontology annotation, biological process: flagellated sperm motility; axonemal dynein complex assembly. Gene Ontology annotation, molecular function: protein-folding chaperone binding; dynein intermediate chain binding. The transcript is spliced from 6 exons. The record is from RefSeq and is a predicted model, not a curated record. Bases 139 to 720 code for a protein of 193 amino acids.
GGCUAACGUCCAGCAGUAAAGUUGAAACAGACUGUAGUUCUCAUUUGUAGCUGGACGUGGUUGUCGUUGUUGCGUUUGCAGGGCGUUUUUAAUUUAAAAAAUAAAAAAUAAAAAUAGCGUAAUUUGGCGGUUUUCUGAAUGGAGUAUUGUGGAGUAUCAUCCGUCCAGAACUUAGAGGCUCUGUCUGCCCUGUUGUCCACUCAGCAGGAGGAAGAGGAGGAUGAAGACUGUCGAAAUGCAGCAGCUUGUGCACACCUGGGUCCUGGACACAUCGGCCCCCCAUCCAAGAAAGAGAAUGAAGUAUCAAGUGCCUACAUGAAGAAGAACAGUAAAGAUAUCUGGAGUGAGGACGAGGUCUCUGAGGGCUCCCAGUAUGAUGAUGUGAUUGAUUCACGGCCACAACCUGAGUAUGAAAUAAUCCUGAAGCAGAGUGUGGGGACAGAGGAUCUGUUUUUGGGAUUAAGUAGAAAGGACCCGUCCUCCAUGUGCUGCGAAGCCAUGCUGGUGAAAAUCAAACUACCCGACACUAAAGCGACAGAGGUGGUCCUGGAUGUGAAAGAGAAGUUCCUUGAUCUACGGACGCCAAAAUACAAACUGGGUCUCCAUCUCCCUCAUCCGGUCCACAGCCAGGAGGGCAAAGCUCAGUUCUUCAGCGAGAGGGAGGAGCUGGAGGUGACUCUGCUAAUGAAGCGUCCCCUGGACUUUAUCAACAUGCAGUGAGGAAAGGAUGAAAACAAGCCACAAGUGUCCAGAAGAGACAGAAAAGAUAAAUCACACUGCCUUACCUGUGGGGGAAAAAAACAGAACAGGACAGAGAGAUGAUCAGCAGGAAACCUUCAUAUUUCUGUGAACACUACAGGAGUCUUUGGUACAUGUGUGAUCAUUCCUUCCAUUAAAACUU